This is a messenger RNA of Impatiens glandulifera, 1658 nucleotides long. Its product is annotated as allene oxide synthase 3-like. Lineage: Eukaryota; Viridiplantae; Streptophyta; Magnoliopsida; Ericales; Balsaminaceae. Gene Ontology annotation, molecular function: iron ion binding; oxidoreductase activity, acting on paired donors, with incorporation or reduction of molecular oxygen; heme binding. The transcript has a single exon. The coding region runs from base 48 to 1505 and encodes 485 amino acids. The record is from RefSeq and is a predicted model, not a curated record. Gene Ontology annotation, biological process: sterol metabolic process.
CAACUACAACAACAAGCCAACACAUAUUUGAUUAUCAAAAAGACAAAAUGAGUCAGGUUAAUGAUUCCGAUCACUCUAAGCUCCCUCUCCGGGCAAUUCCCGGCAGCUAUGGCAUUCCAUUCUUCGGAGCAAUCAAAGACCGACUAGAUUUCUACUACAAUCAAGGACCCGACAAGUUUCUCAAAACCAGACUCGAAAAACACAAAUCAACCAUCUUCCGAACAAACAUGCCUCCAGGUCCGUUCAUGGCACCAAACCCAAGAGUCGUAACCGUCCUCGACGCCGUCAGUUUCCCCAUCUUAUUCGACACGUCCAAGGUUGAAAAACGAAACAUCCUAGACGGCACCUACAUGCCGUCGACGAAACUCUUCGGCGGUUACAGAGUAUGCGCUUUUCUCGACCCAUCUGAACCAACUCAUACGGCGGCGAAGCAAUUCGCGCUGUCGUUUGUCGCCUCCCGUCAUAACUCCGUUAUUCCAAUCUUCCGUAGCUGUACUAAUGAUCUCCUCGGACAACUCGAAGACGACGUCGCAUUAGGAAAGGUCCCAACUAAUAAUUUCAACACACACAGCGACAAAAUGUCGUUCGAUUUCGUCGUCCGUCUCUUCUCCGACGAUGAUAUUCCUUCCAAACAAACCAAUCUCGGAUCCGACGGUUCUAAAUUGUUCGACAAAUGGCUUCUGUUUCAACUAGCACCGUUAAUGACAUUAGGAUUGAAAUUCAUCCCAAAUUUCGUCGAAGAUUUACUUCUCCAUACAUUCCGCCUCCCACCUUUUCUAGUGAAAUCCGAUUACCAGAAACUCUACGACGCUUUCUAUUCCUCGGCGAAAUCUGUUUUAGAUCAAGGGGAAAAAUUAGGCCUUUCUCGAGAGGAAGCUUGUCAUAACCACGUAUUCCUCGCCGGAUUCAGUUCCUACGGCGGGAUGAAAGUUCUAUUCCCGAUUAUUAUCAAAUGGGUCGGAUUAGCCGGGAAAGGACUACACCGACGGCUGGCGGAUGAGAUUAGGGGCGUCGUGAAAUCGGAAGGCGGGGUGACGUUUUCGGCGUUGGAGAAGAUGAGUCUGACGAAAUCGGUCGUGUACGAGGCUCUUAGAAUCGAGCCGCCGGUUCCGUAUCAGUAUGCGAAGGCGAAGGAGGAUAUUGUGAUUAAUAAUCAUGAGGCGAGAUUUGAGAUAAAGAAAGGGGAGAUUAUAUUUGGGUAUCAGCCGUUUGCUACGAAAGAUUCGAAGAUUUUUGUGAAUCCGGAGGAGUUUAUGGCGGAUAGAUUUGUUGGGGAAGAAGGAGAGAAGCUGUUGAAGUAUGUUUAUUGGUCGAAUGGGCGGGAGACGGAGGAGCCAACGGCCGGAAACAAGCAAUGUGCAGGGAAGUAUCUGGUGAUACUCUUGUCCAGGCUAAUUUUGGUGGACUUGUUCUUACGUUAUGAUACGUUUACUGUUGAUGUCGGUACUAUACUAUUGGGCCCAGCUGUAACGGUCAAAUCGCUAACCAAGGCGACCUCAUAUUGAUCCACGAUGAUGAUGAUGAGUGUUUUACAAGAAUGAAGACUUUCUUUGACUUUCUUUCUAAGGGGUUUGAAUUUUAUUUUUCUAACUACAUUUCUGUCAUUUAGAGUUUUAUUUUUUAAUAUUAUUGUAAUGAUGAAUCCUAAUUUCAAUAAA